Molecule: messenger RNA, 2169 nt
Organism: Etheostoma cragini (Arkansas darter)
Lineage: Eukaryota; Metazoa; Chordata; Actinopteri; Perciformes; Percidae
Gene: slc19a3a
Product: solute carrier family 19 member 3a
Exons: 7
Coding region: 548-2047 (499 amino acids)
Biological process (GO): transmembrane transport; vitamin transport
Cellular component (GO): plasma membrane
Molecular function (GO): vitamin transmembrane transporter activity
Source: RefSeq, a predicted model, not a curated record
CAAAAUUCAACAGUGAUUUUGCCGUAAGACGUAAACGUUGUAAUGCUGGCUCGGUAGUGAUCUAACGACAAUAAACACUACAUCAAGAAUGGCCACGGUAGAGCGAAAACGUCAAUUUUUGCGACAAUAUUAUUUAUGGGAAGUGUGGACUUUACGGCAGUGUAACUUUACGUCUCCGUGGUGCAACCUCUGUUGUAACCAAACAGCGACACAACUUUAUAAACUGUCAACGUUCCAUUAGUGUGGACUUUAGAGCCAAAUUUAAGAUAGAACUUACACACUAGUGGUGCAAAGGGCUGCUGGAAUGUGUCUCAUUGCCCAUUUGAUUUGUGACACGUUUAUCUCGGCUUGAGCUGCACCGGCAUGGUAGCGAUACUCUUAAACCGGUUUGUUGUUUGACAAAGUAAUCUCAACCCUUACGCAACCUUAGUAGUUCCUAGAACUAGGCAAGACGGAGUUAAUAGCAUGCAUAGGAACAUAAAAACCUGAGCUAGGUAGGAGAACGGCAGAAGAUGGUGGCCGUGAGUAGGUAGGCACACGGCAGAGGAUGGAGGCAGUAAGGAGGUGGAGGGCAGACUGGAGGUAUCCCACUACUCUGCUGUGCAUUUACGGAUUCUUCAGCACUGUCAAACCCCUGGAGCCUUUCCUCAUCCCGUACUUGACAGGACCGGAGAAGAAUCUGACAACUGAACAGGUAAACAAUCAGAUUUUCCCGGUGUGGACGUACUCUUACCUGUCUGUGCUGGUUCCAGUGUUCCUGCUGACUGACUGGCUGCGUUACAAGCCUGUGGUGGUGUUUCAGUCUGUCACCCUCUUUAUUACCACAGCAAUGCUACUCUGGCUGAAAAGUGUACCUGCCAUGCAGGCCAUGCAGUUCUUCUACGGGGUGGUGACAGCCAGUGAGGUGGCCUACUUCUCCUACAUCUACAGUGUGGUGGAUCAGACGAGGUACCGGAAGGCCACCUCUUACUGCCGCAGUGUCCAGCUCCUGGGCUACACAGUGGGCUCGGUGCUGGGCCAGCUGCUCAUCAGCUUCGGCCUCAUGUCUUACAACAACAUCCUGGUGCUUACUCUAGUUCUCACCGCCAUCGCUCUCCUCGUGUCCUGCCUCCUGCCAAUGCCACGGCAGAGUAUGUUCUUUCAUCGCAGACAUACUGGUCAGAAAAUAGGGAUAGAGGAAGCAAAGAGGCAUGCCAACGGGACUUGGGAUGCAACAGAACACACAAGCAUAGCAAAGAUAUCCCUGAGAGAAAUGAGAGAUGAGAAGGCAGAGGAAGCAGAAACAGAGGAUAAAGCAGGAGUGGGACUGGACGAAAAAGGAUCCGAGACUGAGGAGUCGGUUGGUUCAGAGAGCUGCAGCCAAGUCCUCAUCCUGCUGUGGAGGGACUUCCUCCAGUGCUACUCUUCCAGACAGUUGCUCUACUGGUCAGUAUGGUGGGCGAUGGCCACCUGUGGCUAUAACCAGACUGUCAACUAUGUGCAGGUGCUGUGGGAGCAUGUGCAGCCUUCUCAGAACUUAAGCAUCUACAAUGGAGGUGUGGAGGCAGUAUCCAACCUGUUGAGUGCAGCAACAGCUUACGGUAUAGGCUUUACUGAGGUGAGAUGGGAACAAUGGGGGGAGCUGGCCCUUGGUGGUUUCUCUGGACUCGGGGCAGCAGCACUCUUUCUCAUGACCUUCGUCUGCAACAUCUGGGUCUGCUACGCUGGUUAUGUCGUUUUCAAGUGCCUGUACAUGCUGCUGAUAACAAUAGCCAUGUACCAGAUUGCAGCUGACCUGUCAAUGGAAAGAUAUGCACUGGUCUUUGGAGCAAACAACUUUGGAGCAUUGACUUUACAGACAAUCAUCACUUCUGUUGUGGUGGACAGUAGAGGACUGGGCCUGGGCAUCAUUCCUCAGUUCACCAUAUAUGCCAGCUACUUCUCAUUGAUCGCUGUUGUUUUUUCACUUCGGGGACUGUUUAUCAUUUGGAGAGCGCAAAGAAACAAGAAAGAGUCCACCACUUCAGUCAAAAAUGAUUCCCCAGAGUUGGUCGAACACAGAUUCUGAACACGAGGGAUUUGAUACUACCACCUUGUGCUUUUGGUCUCCAUUCUUUCCAAGUGACAACAUGCUGAUUUUAAAGUUUCAUAUUACCGACUGCAACACCAUGAAUAUAAAUCUUAGAUAUA